Messenger RNA from Talaromyces rugulosus, 1140 nucleotides. RefSeq lists its product as uncharacterized. The record is from RefSeq and is a predicted model, not a curated record. Bases 1 to 1140 code for a protein of 379 amino acids. The transcript is spliced from 2 exons. Gene Ontology annotation, molecular function: RNA methyltransferase activity. Gene Ontology annotation, biological process: RNA methylation. Lineage: Eukaryota; Fungi; Ascomycota; Eurotiomycetes; Eurotiales; Trichocomaceae.
AUGGAAUGCCAAAGAUUUCGGAUUGAUGAGCCCGUUUCUCACGUCAAGAAAGCAUCUGAAAUCGUCGAUGCUCGAGUGGCCGGGGAUACUCUAAGCCGUCUCAAAGACAGGGUCUACACCCCUUCAGGGGUCAUCAUUGAGUAUCUUCUGAAAGAAGCCCCAGAGUUCAGAAGACUGUCCGAGUUACGCGAAAAGGGAUGGAACAAUCCAGAAGGCGAUCGAUUCUUUGAAAAGCAGCGCCAGACUGCCGAUUACGCGGAUAAUAAGAUGGCUAAGCAGUUCUACAAAAUGAUGAAAACCAUUGCGUAUGAUAUGCAUCAAGCAACUGGGGCCUUUCACAUCAAGAACCCCUGCCAGGAUGGCCGCUCUAUCCUAGACAUGUGCAUGGCACCGGGAGGUUUUCUCGCGAUAGCACUCAGCUAUAACCCCGAAGCUCGUGCGUUGGCAUUUAGCUUACCGAAGAUAAAUGGAGGGCAUGUGGUUCUUCUACCCAAACGCCCCAAUGUUACGCUCAAGUUCCUUGAUGUUACAAUGUUGGCGGAGGAUAUGGGGACAUCAAGCAUUCCAUACGAACAUCCGGAUGCUAGAAAUUUUCUCCCCAGUCAAUUCAACCCAAGAGAAUACUUUGACCUUAUAUUAUGUGAUGGUCAGGUACUUCGCAACCAUGGCCGGGCUGACUAUCGUGAGCGUACAGAAGCAAGUAGGUUAUGUCUUACACAACUGACACUUGCACUCAAUCAUCUCAAGCCAGGAGGGACAAUGAUUGUCCUUCUCCAUAAAAUUGAGGCUCUAGAUACGGUUCAACUCUUGAAUACGUUCGACAGGUUUGCUUCUGUGCAGUUGUUCAAGCAUACGAAAUUCCAUGCUAAACGAUCCUCCUUCUAUAUGCUGGCAACCAAUAUUAGAGCUGAUUCUGAAGAUGCAAAGACGGCUAUUGAAAGAUGGAAAUUUCAAUGGAAAAUUGCAACUUUCGGUACUGAUAAUGAUUAUUGUGAAGCAAUUCGCCCGGAAAUACGAGAUGUUCAGGUUAUGCUGAAGGCAUUCGGCCCUAAACUGAUCGAACUAGGACGGGAAAUAUGGGACAUUCAGGCGAAUGCUCUGGAGAACGCCCCAUUCAUGAGACAAACUUCGUCCUCCUGA